Messenger RNA from Racocetra persica, 231 nucleotides. The record is from the annotation of a GenBank genome assembly. NCBI's taxonomy places the organism in Eukaryota, Fungi, Glomeromycota, Glomeromycetes, Diversisporales, Gigasporaceae.
AAAAAAAAAAGAGAUGUGGAAACUAUCAAAGAGAAGAAAUGUGUAUUGAAUAUGAACACAAUAAAAGGCAAAAAAAAUAGAUACAAAAACUGUGAGAAACAAGAAGAACAUCUUGCACAUGAUCAUAACCAAAAAUGCAAGAAAAAGAAUAUUGAAAUAAUUGAGAAACAAGAAACUCAUAUUGAGAAUAACUGUAAAUCAGAACUUUCAGAAUCUGAUAAAAAACUUUAA